This is a messenger RNA of Panicum virgatum (switchgrass), 3890 nucleotides long. RefSeq lists its product as uncharacterized. The record is from RefSeq and is a predicted model, not a curated record. NCBI's taxonomy places the organism in Eukaryota, Viridiplantae, Streptophyta, Magnoliopsida, Poales, Poaceae. The coding region runs from base 656 to 1612 and encodes 318 amino acids. Gene Ontology annotation, molecular function: zinc ion binding. The transcript has 3 exons.
UGAUUCUCCUAUGUGCUUAUGUAUUCAAUAUUAUGUAGCAAUGAUCUUGUUAACAUAGUUUGACAUGAUAAAUGAAUAUAGAGUUCUAGAAGUCAGUCUAACUUGUUCUGUUCUUGUGAAAUACUCUAUUUCAAAAUAUGAGGUGCAUCAGGAUUUGAAAGUGACAACUUUUGUGGUUUUUGAUGAGCAAUUAGUUAAAUUAUAUGGAUAAUUAUCGAUUUGUAGCAAUUGAUAAUAUGUUGCAUGAGUAAUUGAUUAUGGUCAACAUGUACUUUUUAAUACUUUCUUAAUCCUAAUACGCCUUAUAAAAAGAAAUGAAGGGAGUAGUAUGGUGAUUGGUGUCUACAGGUUCAUAACAGUUUGAAAGAUACAAGUGCGGUCCCAUGUGAUAACUUCCUCUUAUUAGAAUUAGAGUACUCCUAUGAUUUGACAAAAUUAAUCUUAUCCUUUUGAUUCUCUCGAUCCAGUUUCAACAUACAGUGCACUCCUCUGUCCUUUUGCUAGAUAUUUAGUUAGUUACCAAAUUUAGAUAGUUAGACAAUGUUGUUAGUUAGUUAGAUAUAUAGUUCGGUACUUUAGUUAGUUAUGAAAUGUUAUAAGUUUUUUUUUUGUGUAUUAUACUCGCAAUAACUUUCGUGUUGUGCAUACCAACUAGAUGGACAAUGUAGUCACUGUGCAUCAUGGAGGAAGUGUCGAGGAAGAUGAGUUUGGGAAUAUUAGUUUUGUUGGAAUGCAUAGGGUGUCUCUGAUAUUCAAUGAUCGGCCGUUGUUUAGUGAGUUGUUUCGUAGGGCUCGUGAUGAGCUUCACUGCAAUUCAAAUGAGGAUACAAUUUCAGUUGAAGGGGUACUUCAUUAUGGCUAUGGUAAAUCAGGCCGAAUUUUUAGGCGGCUGCUCCCAAUUGCCUGUCAGGGUGACUGGGAGAAGUAUGUCAAGACUGUCAUGAAGAAUGAAUUUCAAUGUUUGGAUUUGCUUGUGCGGAAGUUGUCAACUGAUCGGAUCCCUCAUGUUUAUUCACCCCCUAAUGGCCAUUCACCCCAUCGUGGGUUCUCGCCAGCACAUGAGAAUCCGGCACCUUAUGACCCUUCGUUACGAAACCGUGAGGGGAAUAUGGAAGAUGUGGUUAUUGUCCCUGAUGCUCAAUCUGCUUCGAGUGAGGUUGGAAUUUGUCCUGAUGUUGGUGCAGAAUGUCGUACUGAUGAUGUUGUUACGACCCCUAAGGAGAUUCCUUUGACCCAGAACCAUCCAAGAGACAUUGCAAAUUAUGUUGGUGUUCCUCCUAUGUCUCCAUCAUCCAAUAUAGGAUGGGCUUCUAAUAGUGUCGAUGUGGAGAUUGCUGAUGAAGAGGAGCCUUAUGGGACAGCAAGAGCCGUUGAUUCUGAUGAUGACCGCCCUGUACCACCAUUGAGCGAAGAAGAUAUGGAGUUCAUCAGACUUUUUUGUCCCAAUCGUGAUCCACUGGUUCAUGAAUUCAGUGACCUCAAGCAUUCUCAUAGUGCUUAUGGAGAAGGACGAGAUGACGAGCUGCUAGAGGCUCUUGAGAUUGGGGAUAACAUGGAAAUUCAGAAGGGCCUUGUAUUCAAGGACUUGCCUACAUUGAGAUGGUGGUUAUAGGAGUAUUCUGUGAAAUGUAAAAGACCCUUCAAGGUUAGGCAUUCUUAUGCGGAGCGGCGUUACACAGUGGUGUGCGAGAAGGAUGAUUGCAAUUGGAGGGUCUGUGCUCGGAAACAGAAAGCCACGGGAAAGUUCAAGAUCACUAAAAUUGUUUGUCCACACACUUGUGCCGAGAAAGAUCUACAGCGGAGGCAUCGACAGAUGACCUCUACCCUCAUUGCCAGAAAGCUGUACUCAACAUUGAAGGGUCAGCCCAAUUUGAAGGUUAGGAUAAUUAUGAACAUGGUUGAGAAGAUAUUUGGUUACAAGAUAAACUAUGGGAAAGCGUGGCGGGCAAAGCAACGGGCUUGGAAGAUGAUAUAUGGGGACUGGGAGGUGGGGUACGAGAAGUUUCCUGCACUGUUCAAUGCAAUCAAAGCAGCUAAUCUAGGCAUGCAUUACGAGUACAUUCCAGAACCGAAUGUAUGGAAGGAAGGGAGGCAGAUAUUCUUUCGUGCAUUCUGGUGCUUUUCCUAGUGCGUGGAGGCCUUUAGGCAUUGUCGUCCGGUGUUCUCCAUUGAUGGUACUUUUCUUCUUGGCAGGUAUAUGGGCACACUAUUGGUAACCAUUUCAUUUGACGCCGACAACACAUUAGUUCCUUUGGCGUUCGCUUUGGUGGAGAGGGAGAACAAAGACAGCUGGGGAUGGUUCUUGCGGCUUGUUCGGAUUCAUGCUGUAGGCCUUGACAGGGAGGUUGGUGUCAUAUCCGAUAGACAUCAGGAUAUACUCAGUGCAGUACAAGAGCAGAUUCCGGGGUAUGCACCAUUGCACCACCGUUGGUGCACUCGGCACCUUGCCGAGAAUUUGCUUCGGAAAGAUGGUAAUAAGAACAACUUGCCUCUAUUCGAGGAUGUUGCUCGCAUGACUAAGGUGCAGUUCUUUGAGGAAAAGUUGGAGGAGCUAAAAACGGCAACGGACGAUCAAGGUAGGCAAUGGCUAAGAGAAUUGAUGAGGGAGCGUGACAAAUGGACAAUGGCAUACGACGAUGGUGGCGUGAGGUAUGAGUUUCAGACUAGCAACAUGGUUGAGUCAUUUAACAGUGUCUUGAAGGGGAUACGGGGAAUGCAUGUCAAUGCUAUCGUAUCAUUCACUUUCUACAGGCUGGUUGCAUGGUUCAAUGAGAGAUAUUCACAUGCAAUGGCACUACAUAGCAAGAACCAGUUAUGGGCACCUAAACCUCUACAUCAUCUUGAUAAGGCAAAGGAUAGGGCUCGUACACAUGAGGUCGAAUGUUUUGACCACACGACGGGAAAGUACAAGGUCACAGAAAGGGGUGAUACAACGUCCAAUGGUAAGGUGCGGCCGUCAAGGAGUUAUAUUGUCGUACUAAUUAAUUUCUCAUGCACGUGUGGGAGAACAAGACAGUACCACUUUCCAUGUUCUCAUUAUGUUGCAGCAGCCCAACUAUGCCUAUGAAAGCGAGAUAUCGCGGGAGUUCAGUGUUGACACCCUUGUACUUACAUGGUCUCCCCGCUUUGAGCCUUACCUAGAUGAGGGUCAGUGGCCACCAUACACGGGUCCGAAAUACGUUGUGCAUCCAGGUUGCCGUUGGAACAAGUGUGGAAUUAGAAAGAGAACGAGACAUAAGAUGGUCAUGGACCAUGUUUUAGGAAGAACUACACGGGGGAGAGCAACACCCUUUCUUUGUGACCCCGAGCAAAGCCAAUGUGGCAGAUGCAACAGAGUUGGCCAUAAUUCACGUAGAUGCAGUUGGUCGCUUAGUCAGGAUGGAGCCACCGCACCUCCUGGAUCCGUACUACGAGCAGAACCACCGAGGACGACGCACCGUGGAAAUGACUUCAUCUAUUUGUCUCAAUCAUUCAUAUUUAUGUUCAGGGACAAAUAUAAAAAAUUCAUUGUUUGCAGGAAUCGCCCCUUCUUCGUCCUUGAACCCAUGACAUGUUCCAAGACAUGGCCUACAGACCUCGGUACUUCUAUGCACCAAGGUGCAGGCUCCGGAGGACAGAGCUCGUCCUAGUCCACAAGGGAUACUUACAAGGCCAGUGGUGGCGAUGAUGAGGAGGACGCUCCAUUCACGCAACCAUCACAGCCUCCACCACAUAGUCUGUGCGCUGUUCAUGAGACCAUUACACUCCAGGCACCGACACUCUUGGUGGGUAAGGGCAAAAGUAAGACUAAGAGGCACUGAGGGUUAAUUGCUGGAUUGUUUGGACGUUAUGGACUGUAUGGAUGUUAUGGACGGAUUCAGACUUUGCUUAUUUAGCUUGUGUGCAUUUUA